AUGGGUACUUGUGCUAGUGUUCCCAAGGCCAUGAGAAAUGAGGAUAGGUCUACCUCAAGAGGAGUUAUGCUUAAGCGGAAACUCACUCGUCAAAUGUCUAAAAGGUGGACAUUCCGUCAAGUAUCUACAAAAAUAACCACCCCUGAGGUGUCUGAGGAGCCGACCAGCCCCGAGGUGACCACGCCUGAGGUAUCUAAUGAGGAGACUGUUCUCAAGGUAUCCGAAGAAGUGACCCCCCCUAAGGUGACCACGCCCGAGGUAUCUAAUGAGGAGACUGCUCUUAAGGUGCCUGAGGAAGUGAACACCAUCGAGAAACCUGAUGAUGUGACCGCCCUUGAGGUGCCUCAAGAGACCACCGUCACGGUGGCGGCAGAGGAACCGAAGGAAGAAGGUGAUGAUGCGAAAAAGGCAGAGAAAGAAAAGGUUGAAGAGGAGAAAAAAGAGGAUGGGAAUGUUUUCGAUGAGACUCAGUCUCCCGUAGACAUAAUUAAUGAGGCAGAGGAACCUAAAGUUGAUUCAAGCGAAACAGAGGAGACUGAAGUAGUUUUUAUCCGUACCGAGGAGGUUAAUCCAACUGAAGACGAGCCUAAGGUUGCCCAAAUCGAGCCAGAGGAAGCUGAACUAGAAGAAGAAAAACCUGAAGUUUCCUCCAAACAAAGUGACGAGGUUGAACCUAAAGCCGAUUCUUUUGAAACCAAUGAGGCUAACUUAGAGAAAGAAGAGUCUACGGUUGCCACUAUCAAAACAGAAGAGGCUAAAGUACUUGAAGUUGUCCCUACUCAAAAUGAGGAGGCCCAACCAGAAUCAAAAGAGCUUCAAGUUUCCCCUGCUCAAAUAGAAGAGGCUGAACCCAAGGAAGUUUCCCCUGCCAAAGAAGACGAGUCAUCUGCUUAA
Cynara cardunculus var. scolymus (artichoke) is the source of this 894-nucleotide messenger RNA. Its product is annotated as titin-like. The coding region runs from base 1 to 894 and encodes 297 amino acids. The transcript is spliced from 2 exons. NCBI's taxonomy places the organism in Eukaryota, Viridiplantae, Streptophyta, Magnoliopsida, Asterales, Asteraceae. The record is from RefSeq and is a predicted model, not a curated record.